AUGAGGCCCCUGCUCUGCUGCCUGGGGCUGGCUGCUCUCCUGGGGCCCUGCCUGGCCUGUCCCAGUGCCUGCUCCUGCUCCGUCAAGAAGAACGGGCGGCUGUUGGCUGAGUGUGCCUACAAGGAUCUCCAGGAUGUACCCAAGGGCUUGUCCUCCAACGUGACCAUCCUCACCUUGUCGGCCAACAGGAUCGGUUGGUUGGGGCAGGGCUCCUUUGCCGAGGUUCCCGAAGUGCAGUCGCUGUGGUUGGGCUACAAUCAGAUCGGGGUGGUGGAGCCGGGGGCUUUCGCCUUGUUGGUGCACCUGAAGAACCUGGACCUGAGCCACAACAAGAUCGCAGAUUUCCCCUGGCAAGACCUCCGUAACCUCAGUGGGCUGCAGAUCCUGAAGAUGAACAACAACCGCCUGGCUGGGCUGCCCCGGGAUGCUUUCCGCUCCUUGAAGGACCUGAGGUCCCUCUGGCUCAACGACAACGAGUUGACCACCCUGGCCGAGGGCACCUUUGACAACCUGCCUUCCCUGUCCCAGCUGCAGAUCUUCAACAACCCCUUCAACUGCUCCUGCAAGGUCUUCUGGCUGAAGAAGUGGACUGAGAACACCUCAGUCUCCAUCACCAAGGGGGGGUCUACCCUCUGCGUGGCUCCCGGCAGGCUGAAGGGCAGGGCAGUGACAGACAUCCCCGACCACUACUGCGUUGCCCCUUCCGUGCAGCUCACUUACCUCUCCAACCUGGACAACACCGUCAUGUACGAUGGGCUCACCCUGACCCUGCACUGCAGUGUGGCAGGCAGCCCUCCACCGGAGAUCAGGUGGAGGAUCCAGACCUCCAGCCGCCGCGUGGAGAUCAAUGGGCCCAACGUGGCGCGGGAUGGGAAUGUCAAGCAGAGCAGAGAGCGCUUCUUGGUCUUCAAGAACGGCACCAUGGCCAUCCCCAACUUCAGCAAGGAGGAUGAAGGCAUCUACACCUGCCUCGCCGUCAACGAUGUGGGCACACGGGACGUCUCGGUCAACGUGGCCUUGGCUGGGUCGGAGAAUCCAGCUGAAGACCUGCUCCGAGAUGACCCCCAAGCUAGCCACCUUGGGGGUCGGAGCUGCUACAAGGGGGAUGAAAUGGAUCCCUCCAGUGCCGGAGAGAAGCUGGUGAUCGUUUACCACAUGCCAAGGGAGUCAAAGAGCAGGGCUGGAGGAGCGGUGCCCCAGGUCCCCCUGGGGACCCUCCUGCUGGCUUUGGGCAUCGCGCUCUGCUGUUAA
Pterocles gutturalis (yellow-throated sandgrouse) is the source of this 1251-nucleotide messenger RNA. RefSeq names its product immunoglobulin superfamily containing leucine-rich repeat (gene ISLR). Gene Ontology annotation, molecular function: protein binding. The record is from RefSeq and is a predicted model, not a curated record. The transcript has 2 exons. NCBI's taxonomy places the organism in Eukaryota, Metazoa, Chordata, Aves, Pterocliformes, Pteroclidae. Bases 1 to 1251 code for a protein of 416 amino acids.